Molecule: messenger RNA, 3275 nt
Organism: Danio rerio (zebrafish)
Lineage: Eukaryota; Metazoa; Chordata; Actinopteri; Cypriniformes; Danionidae
Source: RefSeq, a predicted model, not a curated record
GUUUUCUUCAGAGAUCGUGCAGCGUUCAGUAACUGCAGGAGAUGUAGAGCGCACUGAAGCUCUCUGCGUCACACUGGAGGAUUCUCGAAAACUAUCAGGAAUCAAACACACAUCCACAAACACAAGAGCUGGAGCUGCAGCUGGAGUCCGGCGUUCCCGUCUCCGUCUGAGGAUUAUACUGAAGUUGUGAGCGGGACUGAAGAUCCAGAGUUCUGCUUGAGUGUGUGUGCGCAUCAUGAACUGCCGGAUAAACGCAGUAUAAUGCGGCUAUGGACGCUGCCAUGGAAGCUGCUGCAGGUGGUGCUGGUGUUCAGCCGUGUGUGUGUGUGUGCGUGCGAAGGAGAGCGACACACACGGAACUACGACUACAUGGAAGGAGGAGACGUGCGGAUCCGCCGCCUGUACAGCCGCACGCAGUGGUUUCUGACCAUCGACGAGUACGGCAACAUCAGCGGGACACAAGAUCCAAACAACUGCUACAGUGUUCUGGAGAUCAGGACGGUUUCUGAGGGCGGCGUUUUGGCCAUAAAAGGACUCAAGAGCCAGUUUUAUAUUUCCAUGAACCGCAGCGGAAUGUUACAGGGCAAAAAAGACUACAACGACAGCUGCGACUUUAAAGAAGUGUUUUUAGAGAACUACUACACGGCGUACUCGUCUGUCAAAUGGACUAAAAACGGCAGAGAAAUGUUCAUCUCUCUGUCGCAGAAGGGCCGGCCGCUGAAAGGCAAGAAGACGAGGAAAGAGAGCGUCGCUUCUCACUUCAUCCCUCGAAAGUGCAGCGAGGACGAGAAGAAGCUGGCGUAGAGGCCGCAUUAUCAAGACUCUCUGACGCUCAUAUAGCAGCACGUCAUGUAAACAAGCAGUGUACACAGUUAUAAAUACUCCUCCGUGUUUAGAGAUCAAACUAUUUUUAUAUUUCAGAGAGAAUAAGCAGAGCGUCUGUGUUUCUGUCCGCUGCACUUUCACCACCAUUAGAGCCACUUACAAUGCAAACGCCAAAUAAACAGCGCUGUGUGUGUUCUGUGUGUGCCGUUAAACAUCACACACCUCCCGUUUAUAUCCUUUGAUUCAUAUAAAUAUACAUACAUGCGCCUCAUUUAGCUCCAGACAUUCCCUUCUCCUUUACAGUCCUCCAGUGCUGAAGAUAACUCCAGCUUCCUUAUUGCACUUCUGUCUUGAAGUACAUGCAGAAAACAUCAGUGAAAGUGUGUUAAAGUGCUGAUGUCAGUCAGUAGGUGGCGCUGUGACAAACACUACACUUACUAGUGAGACACUUUCACUCCAUCACACUAGCUGGGUUUCCAUCAUCUUGUGUUAAUGCUUAUUUUAAAGUAUGCCACAAGAAGCAAAUGACAGAAGAGCUCAUUUAGAAUAAUAGUCAUUAAAUUAGCAAAAAAAGCUUAAUUAAUUAUUUAUUUGUCAUUUUAUUAUGCUUGAGGUGGUUUUGCACUUUUUUUGUGAAAAUGAAUAUAAUGCUAAUAAUGUGAGAUGGAAACACGUUUGCUGAAUAUAAUCUUGGGUAAACAAACAUCACACCUACAUGAACCCGUUAUGCUGGCCUCGUUUACAGUUGGUUGCUAGGUUACCAAUACUACAGUCAGCUGCUCUAAUAUCGUGAUGGAAACACACAUAAUUACGGUGGCUUGAGAAAGAAAUUCUACAUAAACGUAUAAUUAUUCUUCCGUCUUCUUCUUCUUCCGUCUUCUGAGACUAAUUUUAAAGUGUAUUUCCUCCUAAGCCUUUCACGCUACAUACUUCAAUCUUUCGUCAAGCCUUCAAACUGGUCUGACUCGGGUUGCUUUGUCUUUUCUAACUGAUCCAACUUUCAGUUUUCCGAAAAAGGGCCCAGAAAAUUCCCAAAAGUCCCAUUGACUUAACAUUGGGUCAAACUUUGUGAGCUCAUAACUCUGCAUCAGACUGUCCUACAGCACUUUUCCCGGGAGUCUCCCAUAUUUCAGACGCAUCUCCCGUAUUGUUCUGUUCAGAAAACUCCCGUCUAGCCAGCAGCCAAUUACUAAUGACGUUUAAACUUACUAGCCAGUCCCUAGCAACCAAUUUCAGCACCCUAGUAACUGUCCUAUAGGUUACCAAUACUACAGAGAGCCACUCUAAAAACUAAAUGUAAAUGGAUCUAAUUCACAUUUUGCGAUUCAUCGCAGUUCACAAAUGUUAGCUUCUCAUGAGGAUGGAAACCCGGCUAUUGUCAAACUGAUUCCAGUUCACGGAGAUCAGUGAAAGUGUGCAAAAGCUCUGCAUUGCUGAUGUCUGUCAGUAGGUGGCGCUGUGUCAAAAUACUUCAUGAUAUGUUUUCACUAAAUCACACUAGCUGGGUUUCCAUCAUUCUGUGUUCAUGCUCAUUUUGAAGUAUUGCAUAGGAAAAAAAUACAUUUUGCAUUAAAAAAAUUAUAAAUAACGAUAAAAACAACAAAAUUGGAAAAAAAUGUACACAAAGUCGAGGUGCUUCUGCUCUUGUGUGUACAAGGAACAAUUCAAAUAAUGACAGAUGGAAAUACGUUUGCUUAAAAAAAACAGGCGUAACAAACACUGCACCCAUGUGACUCCAUUAUGCUCGCCUUGUUUACUGUUGGUUGCUAGGUUACCAAUACUACAGUCGGCCACUCUAAUAACUUGAUGUAAACUUGCAUUUGUGAUUUUUUUGUAUUUUCUGGCACAUUUUGAACAGAUUUCCUUCACGUUAGGAUGGAAACCCAGCUACUGAGAGCAGAAAUGUGUCUUUUUAGCCUCAAAAACAGGAUUUUCGCUAUCAAGACACUUUAAGAGUGUUCUCUUAUUGAAACGGUGUUGUGAGAACGGCUAUUUAUAGGAAUUUAUUUAUUUAUUUUCCCCUCAUAAUCUUACAUCUAAACCUGAAAUAUCUCUCCUGUCUAUAGUCGAUCCCUGAACUGAUCUGCAUAUUGAGAUUUCCCUGUCCGAUCGGGAUUAAAUCAAGUCAAGCCGUGUCCCUCUCCGCCUGGAUCAAUGGUGGUAAACACAUUCUGAUGAGAUGCCUCAUGAUGUUUUAUGGUAUUUCGUUUUCCACAUAAUCUCUCCGACGUGAUUGUGUCCAUGUGUUGUUGUGUGUUAUUUAUGAUAUUUAUGUGUCGCUGGCUCUGAAUUGUCUGUAUUGGGGAUCGCUGUGCUACACACACACACACACACACACACACACACAGCGAGUUUGCAGGACUUCACAUUUUGCUGCUAGAAACAAAUAAAGUGAAAUCUAAGGUUUUAUAUGAGUAUAGAUCAGUUUCAAUAAAAUAUGUAUCUUUGUA